Molecule: messenger RNA, 870 nt
Organism: Photinus pyralis (common eastern firefly)
Lineage: Eukaryota; Metazoa; Arthropoda; Insecta; Coleoptera; Lampyridae
Gene: Ak6
Product: adenylate kinase isoenzyme 6
Exons: 2
Coding region: 153-803 (216 amino acids)
Cellular component (GO): nucleus; cytoplasm
Molecular function (GO): AMP kinase activity; ATP binding; ATP hydrolysis activity
Source: RefSeq, a predicted model, not a curated record
UACAAGGAUCAUGACUGAUAGCUAAAGUAGAGGUUUGCUUUCAAGUUGGCGCUAUAAUGUAUUUAACUGGAAUUCACAGUAGUGACCGAAGGCUUUAAUUCGAGAAGAAGAACAUAUUCUUUCCGAAAAUACAGCGACAUUUGGUUUGUAAUAUGGAAGUCAGCAGCGCGCUUGCGUUUGCGCAGUACAGGGAGUCAGUGUGGAACACAUCUGCAAGUAUACACCACUCCUUUUAUUGUAUUUGUGCUAUUAAUUUGGUUUCUUUGAAUAUGGCACAGGUUAGAGCAGCGCCAAACAUAUUAGUAACCGGUACACCUGGUGUAGGCAAAUCUACUUUAUGUGAGAAGUUAUCAGAAGCAACAGACUUGAGGUGGUUAGAAAUUUCAAAGAUUGCCAAAGAAAAUAAUUGUUUGGAAGAAUACGAUCCGGUGUAUAAAUGCUGUGUUCUUGAUGAAGAUAAACUGCUUGAUGGUUUGGAGGAAGUUAUGACUGCGGGUGGAAAUAUUGUCGAUUAUCACUGCUGUGAACUUUUCCCAGAACGUUGGUUUGAUAUUGUGUUUGUAUUACAAACAGAUAACACCACUUUGUAUGAUAGACUAACCGGUCGAGGAUAUGAAGGCAAAAAGUUGGAGGACAACAUAGACUGUGAAAUUUUUCAGACAGUUUUAGAAGAGGCUAAAUCAUCAUAUCCGUCGAAUAUAGUGCAUACACUCACUAAUUGUAAUCAAGAGGAGUUACAAAGUAAUCUCCAAAGAAUAUAUGAAUGGCUUCAGCAAUGGUUUCAAGAAAAUCAACAAUCUUAGUCUUAUAGUGAUCUUUAUAACUAAAAGUUGUGUGUACAUAUAAUUACAAUUUAUUUUUGUUCAAUAA